This is a messenger RNA of Daldinia childiae, 1425 nucleotides long. Its product is annotated as putative flavin-containing monoamine oxidase A. Lineage: Eukaryota; Fungi; Ascomycota; Sordariomycetes; Xylariales; Hypoxylaceae. The record is from RefSeq and is a predicted model, not a curated record. Bases 1 to 1425 code for a protein of 474 amino acids. Gene Ontology annotation, molecular function: oxidoreductase activity. The transcript has 3 exons.
AUGACCUUCGAUACAACCGUCCCUCCUAAGAUGAAUUGUAUUACGGCGGAUGUAGUAAUUAUUGGGGCUGGCCUCAGUGGCCUCCAGGCAGCUGUGAAUAUACAGACAGCUGGUUUUACAUGCUUAGUUCUAGAGGCUACCGACAGGGUUGGUGGCAAGACAUUAAGCAUCAAGUCCAGCUCCAAACAAGCCGGUAUAAAUGAUGCCGGAGCUACGUGGGUGAAUGAUAGUAACCAGUCCGAAAUAUGGAAACUAUUUGAGAAGUAUAAUGCUGGCGCGGUUAUCCAAAGAGCUACCGGCACGAGCUUUCAACAAGCCGAGGAUGGCAGUACGAUCUCACGCCCUUAUCAUAAGGAAUCAUCAGGUAGAGAUGAUGCUCGAGCUAAUGAAAUGCGUCGUAUAUACGGAGCAAUUCAUGAAGCCGUUGAGACGUCGGAUCUCGAGCAUCCUGAGAUUAGUGCCAGUGCUCAAAGGCUUGAUACCAUGACAUUCGCCGAGUUCUGUCAGGAAGCUGGUCCUAAUAUAGGCACUGGAAUUGCUUCAGUAGCUACUGCUGCUCUACUUGGUGUUGAGGCCCACGAGGUCAGCGCUUUAUUUAUGGUUAACUAUAUCAAGAGUGGAUAUGGUAUACGGGUAAUUACAUCAGAUGAGAAAGAUGGGGCGCAGUACAUCAGAGCCCGACGCGGUAUGCAAGCUAUAUCAGAAGGCCUUGCCAGUGAAUUGUCCCAAGGCUCUCUUCACUUGAGUACAGCGGUAAAGUCCAUCCAGGAAAAAGAUGAUGGGCUUUAUGAGAUCCAUUCCACUGUGCCCAAGAUUUUCAAAGCCAAGCGUAUAGUGGUGUCUGUACCAACCAGCUUAUAUCAUACCAUCCAAUUUACGCCGCCGCUGCCGGAGAAUAAGCAAAAGCUAGGUCAGAGCACCGCCCUCGGACACUUCAGCAAAGUUGCGUUAGUCUUUGAGGAACCAUGGUGGCAUACAGCAGGUCUAUCAGGUGUGAUGACCUCUUAUAAAGGGCCUGUAUCCUUCACCCGAGAUACCAGCGUACCAGAAGACGAUCAAUGGUCAAUAACCUGCUUUAUCGUAGGCGACACGGGACGCGCUUGGAAUAAAUACCCGGAGGCAGAGCGCCGAAAUGCAGUCCUUGAGCAGUUUAACUCUGUCUUUUCCACAGCGACAGUUGUCCCCAAGCCUAUUGCUGUUCACGAGCGGAUCUGGUCUGAGGAGCCGUACUUUCUUGGUGCUCCAUCUCCCGUAAUGGGCCCCGGGGUGCUAACAUCACUUGGCUCGGACGUACUGCGGGCGCCCGUCGGAAAUAUCCACUUCGUCGGUACAGAGACUUCUAUAGUAUGGAAAGGAUACAUGGAUGGUGCUAUUCGUUCAGGACAGAGAGGAGCAGAGGAAGUUAUCACGAGCCUGAGAGGAUAA